Messenger RNA from Penaeus indicus, 2243 nucleotides. RefSeq lists its product as uncharacterized. The record is from RefSeq and is a predicted model, not a curated record. The transcript has 6 exons. Lineage: Eukaryota; Metazoa; Arthropoda; Malacostraca; Decapoda; Penaeidae. The coding region runs from base 19 to 1629 and encodes 536 amino acids.
ACUAUAGUUCAUGAAGCAAUGCCAAAAAGAAGAAGACACUAUAGAUUACAAAAUAGUGCCGCACUGAACCAUGUGAAAUCAUCAAAAAAUGCUCAGAAUACAGUUAAGUCCGUGAAUGGAAGGAGCAGUUCUAUAAGUCAAUACAUGUCACCUAAAUUCAAAAGAAAGCGAACAGAUGAAGCGUUUGAUCAUAGGUCUUUUAUGGGGAAAAAGAAAAGGAAGCUAUUUUCAGGUGGAACUGAUGCCUUAAGUAACAAUAACAAUAUAUGCUAUGACAAAAAUGUGAAAGGCUUGAUGGUAGCCAAGGACAUUACAGAUUUUAAUCAUGUGAACUUGGAGCAGAAGGAGGAGAUGAGUGACUUGAUGGGUGAUAUCAGAGGGAGUAGUGGUGAGGAAGAGGAUUUCAGUGAUGACACCAGUAGAGGUAAAGAGGAGGAGGAGGAGGAGGAGGAGGACGAGGAUGAAGAAGCAUUGGACGGAGCAAAUGUUUUAGAUAUCGGCAAUAGUAAUCUAGAAGAGGGUGAUAACGAUAAUGAAGAGGAGUCAAGUGAAGAAGAGUCCAGCACUGAAACUGAUAAUGAUGACAGUACUUCGGGAGAGGAGGAGGAAGAUGAUGAUAGCAAAGUUAAUAAUCUUCAGAAAUUAACGGGCAAGAAGGAUGAAGAUGAGGAAGAGGAUGAAUUUGAAGACAGCCAGAGACAUCCUGGUGAAGGCUUUAACACUACUGCCAAGAGGUCAUUGCCACCUUUAAGUUUGAUGUCGCAAGAUCAUGUAUCAGAGUCUACUAACAACACCUCAAAACUAGAAAUACAAGUUACAUCUCAGAAACAGUUGAUGGAAGAGAUGCAAAUGAACCAACUUCAAAAUCAGUCAGAUAGUCAAGCAGUACCACCCCAUGUUGCUGAAGCCAUGUUAAUGCAGAGUCCACUUGCAACAUCUCUCCUACAGUCUUUUCUUGCUACAUCAUUAUGGUUUGGUUCACCAGAAACCUCAAAGAAAAAGAAAACUGGAGGGCAAUCCAAGCAGAAGCAGUUGCAACAAGAUUCAGAUGACCUUACAAGAGAGACUUUAGCAGUUGCUGCAGGAUCAACAAAAGAUAAAAAGAAGCGGCAAGAACUAAAGAAUACAGGCCAAAGUUAUGUGAAUACCAAGGGAAAGCUUGUAGAUGCAAAGAGAGUAUGGCCACAGGACUGUAGUAGAUGCCCUUUAAAAUGUAAUGCAAGAAUAAGUGAAGAAGAUCGGCUUCGUAUAUUUGCUGAAUAUUGGGGUUUGGCAGAUUAUAAUUUGCAGAGAAAUUACUUGGCUGCGCAUAUGCAACGGGAAGAGAAGUUGGGUCCGAGUGGGCUACUAAGGACUGUUAUUCUGUACUUCCUCUCUCGGGACAAAGAUACAAAAUUACAGGUUUGCCGUCAAUUCUUCUUGAAGACUUUAGAUGUAUCAGAAAAGGCUUCAAGAAUUGUUUUGGAGAAAAUGGUUCGUGGCGAACUGGGGACUGAAGGAGGUGGCCCAGCUACACCACCAUUGUUUAGUAAUCGUCCACAUUCAUCACAAGGAGAUAAUGAAAAGUCCGGUAAAGAAGAUGGUGAAGAUGACGACGAAGAGGAAUUGAAAAGUGAUGACUUGUCUUGAGUGAUAAUAGAUCAUAUAUCUGGACCAUUUUUGUAUGUUUCAACUUGCACUCAUCAUGUAGUUUAUAGUUUUUUGUCAUGUCUGAAGUAUGAGGUGAAAAGACAUCACAGGCUACAUGCUUAUAAAGCAAAGGCAGUAUAGGAAGAGGAUGUGUAGUAAAAAUUCAAGUAGCUGAGGCUUUCAAGGACCAAUAAGUUUUUGCUUGUGCUUUAUUAUUAAACAUAAUUUGUACUAUAAUAGGAUUUUGAGUAUUUGUAGCCUAAGAAGAAAAAAAAGCAAAGAAAUGUCUAGGGAAAUGGGCAGCUCAUUUAAGAAACCAAAUGGAAUAUGUAAACUCUGUAAUAAUUUAUGGAGAUCACUUCUUGUGCUUGAAAUUUGCAGGAUCUACAGUUACAUUAAUUACCCAUUAAAAUUGGACAGUUUAAACUGCUGUCGGAGUUCAGAAAGUGUAUGAGUGAAGUAGUAGUGACAUGAAGUUUUAUAGGUGAGAGUAGUGCAUGGCUUUGUUAUGUAUAUUUUAGAUGUAUUGCAAUCGUUUCAUAGGUGUAAGAGUCUCCUCCAAGUGUCAUUUUAUAUAUAUUUUUCUUUUUACAAAUAAAUCAAUAGCCACAUGA